AUUUGUUAGGUUAAUAACAAACGAAUCUAUAUACAAUAUGGAUAUAUGUGAUUGCACAAAUGAUAGUUUAACACAUGUAGAGAGAGGCCGUCUACUGUAGAACAUUCGAUACAUUUAUUCUCUCAUUGGAGUAACAGAUACCUGGACUUAGAGUAGAAAAAAAUACAGGAAAUUAUUUGAGAAAAACUAAGUUAACAAAUAAGUCUGGAUAAAUGUGUUGAAACAUGAAGUUACAGAAAAUCAUAGAUUAAAAUAAAAAUUUGAGAGAAUCUACAGAAGAAAUUAUUAUCUGUCGUGAAUCGUAUAACUAGGUUGAUCUUAUAAUUAAAUCACACCUAUGGAAUACCUACGUCUAAUCAAUGUCUUUCAAACCUAAUAUAAACUUACAGUUCAUGCAAGUGUUAAAAUAAAAUAAAGGUUAUGUUGAACUUAACAGACAUUGAAGGAAUGAACGUAACAUUGUGUUGCAAUACAUCUGAUGUCAUUACACACUUGCCAUGGAAUGCAACGGAAAAUGUGACUACGGGUGCGAAUAAAGAGGCAGAGUGUGGAAACGAAACGGAGGCCGUCGUGUCGGAAUAUCUCUGGAAAAUAUUUCCGCCCAUUUUGUUUUUUAUUGGAUUGACUGGAAACUGUUUGACAAUCGUAGUUAUCAAAAGACUUGGAUUUAGAAAACAACCCACACUGACGUUCCUUCUGUGUCUGGCAAUCAAUGAUAUUAUUGUCUUAUGUACGGGACUGCCUAGGUACUGGAUUCUCUAUGUGUUCGACUAUGAUCUCAAAACGGCAAGUAAUGCCAACUGCAAACUGUAUUAUUUCUUUCUGUACAUGACGAUGCAAUACUCUUCAUGGAUUCUUGUCGGUGUCACAGUGGAAAGACUAGUCAAAGGGUAUUUUCCAAUGAAGUACAGGAGGAUAUACAGCUACAGGAAAGUGAUAAUCGAACUCCUCGUAACUCUGUUUAUUUUAAUUCUAGUCAAUGGACAUUUCUUUUUUACAAAUGGUAUUAAUGACUUCACGGAGGGUAACUGUAGUUCCCUCAAUCCUGACUUCCGUUAUUUCGACGAGAAUGUGUUUAUAUUCAUUGACUUUUCCGUUCUCAGCGUUAUUCCUUUUAUAAUUAUGUUGGUGUGUAACAUUCUACUCGUAAAAGUCCUCAGACAAGUACAACGGGACCGAGUCUCUAUGAUGCAUCAAUCAGUUUAUAGAAAAACUAGCCGUUUUAGUGUUAAAAUGACGAAAAUGUUAGUCUUGUGUACAUUCUAUUUCUUAAUUGCCACAGCACCGAUCUCAAUAUAUUUUAUACUUGACACUUACCUGAAACCCGAGCAUGUAAGCAACUACAACUGUCUGGCAUGGAGUAUCACCUACCUACUUCAGUAUUCUAACUCUUGCAUAAACUUCUACCUAUAUACUGCUAUGAACGACAGAUUUUAUAAAGAACUCAAAGCUUUGCUACGCUGCCGUCGGAGCUUACGUAUGAUGAGAUUAUACACCACACAGCGACAAGGUAGCAGCGGUCGAAGGCUAGCGCCAUCAGUGAUGUCUACAAGUGUUGGUUUGGACAACGCCGUUUCUGAAGAAAUUUGUGUCUAAAAAUAAAGGAAUAUAUAGAUAUUGACAGUAUGUCCAAAUACAUCCGUUUUAUACGAAAAACCAGUUUUCCAACUGUGUUCUGUCAAUUGUUCACUAGUUCUGUGACAGUAUUCUUUAACUGUGUGGCAGCUUUCGGAUUAGAAACUUCCUUCAACUCGUAGGAAAACGUAGAAUUUAUUCUUAAUAGAUGAUUCGGAAGUCAAUAAAUUCAUAGCUACAUUUGCAGCAACAGAUUUUGUUUUUUAUGUUAGGAUUUUCACAUUAUUCCUUUAGAGAAUUUUACAAAUGUUAAACACCUGUUUUAGUAUACAUUACAAUCACUGUUGUUUUCAGUUUACACAUAUACAUUUCAUGUCACCAUUAAGUUGCAGAUUUCAUUUUACAGCUCUAAUUUCCCGCCUUUCUAUAUUAUUUAGCUGUUAAUUUUGAGGCAUGAAUGUUUUAAACCUGUAAAUUUCAACUGUAUUUCUGCUCGCUUUGUCAGCAUGUUAUUGUAAAAUACUCUUUUUUUCAAUCCCUCCAUAGCUGCAAAGUAGGUUCUGAAAGUAUAAAUGGUAGCAUAAAAAACGCAUCUGUGUCUGUUAAAACAGCUUAAUAUAAACAAUGUCUCA
Messenger RNA from Mercenaria mercenaria, 2207 nucleotides. Its product is annotated as galanin receptor 2b-like. Gene Ontology annotation, biological process: G protein-coupled receptor signaling pathway. Gene Ontology annotation, cellular component: plasma membrane. Lineage: Eukaryota; Metazoa; Mollusca; Bivalvia; Venerida; Veneridae. The transcript is spliced from 2 exons. The record is from RefSeq and is a predicted model, not a curated record. Gene Ontology annotation, molecular function: G protein-coupled receptor activity. Bases 421 to 1596 code for a protein of 391 amino acids.